Nematostella vectensis (starlet sea anemone) is the source of this 3210-nucleotide messenger RNA. RefSeq lists its product as uncharacterized. The transcript has 5 exons. The record is from RefSeq and is a predicted model, not a curated record. NCBI's taxonomy places the organism in Eukaryota, Metazoa, Cnidaria, Anthozoa, Actiniaria, Edwardsiidae. Gene Ontology annotation, biological process: rDNA heterochromatin formation. Bases 1281 to 2756 code for a protein of 491 amino acids. Gene Ontology annotation, molecular function: DNA binding. Gene Ontology annotation, cellular component: heterochromatin.
CUCUCGUGUGGUCUCGUACCGAUAAAUAUCUCACAUUGAUGUUGAACAAUAAAUAGAGUUCUUUCUUAGUCAUGUAACUAUACUCCUGGACACCUCCACAGGAAUCAAAUCCAAAACAGUAUGCUCUUCACUAAUGUGUGUAUACUUCGCUUUAUAUCCCUUCUCCCUGUAUAUCACUUUGUUGCUGGUUUUGGUAUUUUAUUUGUGAAACCCUUGCUAAACACCAUUUUUAUGAAAAACUUUGCGAGCAUUGCAUAUCUAAAAAUAGAAAUGACCCCCAAGUGAACAAAAGAUACAUUAGGCCUUAAAGAUACGACGAGCACGUAACCAUACUUUGGGCGUAGCCCAGCAUAUAAGAAUAAUGUGUGGAUUUUCAUGCAACUUUAGGCAGUGUUCGUUUGCUCGUGCGAUAUUUUUCAAGUGCCUAUAUGCUUGCCUUUCUUAUCACGGUGGCCCUUUGUUGGUUCCCGCAAUACGAAAGAAUCGGUUAAGCAAAUCUCGGAAGUCGCCUUAUUUUCAGCUGUUGUAUAGGCAAGAAUAUUUUCUUUUCUUAAAGUAUAAAGAAAAGAAAAACAAUAAAGUAGGUCCCUCAUUAUUAGCUGUUAAAGGCAAUAAUUUUUUUUCUCUUGAAAGUUACACUACUUUUUUUUUAAUAAAAACGUCUAAUUAUCUGUCGAGGCUGGGCCGUUCUUAUUUUUGGGAUUUUAAGCCUGAAUCUGUUCUUAAACGAUGUUCUUAAAAAUGUGUAUAAGAAUAUAAUUUCCAAUGAAUUAUUAGGAAAAGAAUACACUAAUGUUCAAUAUCAAUAAUAAGGCUGUUACUAUGAGCACUAUUUGAUUCUGCAUUUUAGAACGCAUCAGGACUAAUAAAGAAAAACAUUUUCUGCUAUAGUGUGUAAUCUGUUUAGCAAAUUUGUGGCGAAGGCGUGCGUGACACUAAGAGCGGCUGCUAAGCUGACAUACUGUAUGGAAUUUUUAUGUUGUUUCUAUUUUGUUAACACAAACGUUUUUUUGGAUGCCCGCGAUAGCCAUAUUGCCCAGGUCUUCAGUAUCAUUCCCGAGGUUUUUUUUGUAAGCAUUUUUAUUUCGAGUCACCUUGUUGCUCAAGCAACGCUAGGGCCCGCUAGCACUGUAGCACGGUUGUACACAGUUGUAUCCAGUCUCGGGGUUUCGCGGCUCUGAUUGGUCCGUCGGUUUCGUCCACGCUCCAGCGACUUCGACUCGAGGAAAGAUCGACCGAACCGAACGCAGCGAAAACCGCGACUACGAAUACACCUGAAAAUGCGAAAGAAGCUCCCAGUACACGGACUGUUCUAUUUUGAAAGCGACCAGACCGUUAGCAUUGUACCAUUGAAGAAAAUAGUGAGUGUUUUAUCGGGAGACAAGACCACGAAGGGUAGCAAGGUUGAGCUUGUUUACGGUACCGCCAAAGUCUCGGCCGAAGUGAUCGCAGUCGCAGAUGAUCUCCCAUCUCUUCGUGAACGUGAAAUUGAGUUUUUACAAGACCCAGGAAAUGCACAUUUAUUCACAAAUCACGACGCCAUAGUGUUUACUGGAGACAAUCCGGAGGAAGCAGAGGAAAAUCCUCCUCUGAAAAUGAAAAUUGUAAGUCACAGAAUUGGCAAGAAACGGAGGGGACGAUCAAAGAUGCAGGAGCCCAUUUCACCAAAGCGCAAGGCACCAAAAAGUCAACGUGUUGUCGAUACUCCUGAAUCACCCUCAUCACCCUCAGACACACCUGUCUCCCCUGUUCUCAAUGCCAGCACACAACAUUGUCCAACUGUACCCAACAAACCACUUCCAAGCUUCUUGCCAGCACUUCAGUCUUCCAUGUUCCAUUCCCUACAAAGCCUCCCUCGCUCUGAUGCAGGAAUCCUUCAACAGAUCCUUCCUAUUCUUGGAAGAUUGGAGUACAAGAUUGAUAUCUUGAUGAACAAAGUUGGCAUUGACAAAUCCUUCACGGAGGCUUCACAGUAUAGUUGCUCUCAGUUAAUUACCACACCUAAAAUUCAACAGACAGUAGUAGAGACUGACACAUUUCACUCAGCUGCUGUUACUAACACAUCUGCACCAUCAAGCAGGUUGCCUGAAGUACCACGUGCAGUUACCACACUUAAAAGCAGAAAGGUAGCAGCAGAGGCAGCCGCUCUUCACUCAGCUGCUCUUAAUAAUGCACCCCCUCUAUUUAGCCAAUUACCUGAAGUUCCAAGUACCAUUGCUGUGAAUGGCAAAGACUUAGAUGUAGUACCAACUCCAGAUAAGACAGAGCCAUCAAAGGACCCAGAGGGAGAAACAGUUAAAGAGUGGGAUGGGUCAGAAGAGGAGGAAGGUGCUUCUCAAGUACCUGAUGAACAAUGCAUCACCACUCCACUCAAACAGUGUCCUACAUCCGAGCAGGCACCUGCGGCUACCCCGCAUCAUCAGCAGUCCACUCAAUCAAUAACACCAGCUGAGGAGGAAACAUACCAAACGAUCUUCAGACAAGCGAAUUCCAUGGCCAAUUUCUCUGUGCGACUAAUGAGACACCUUUUUAAGAGAUCCGAAAUGUGUGGUCGAAAUGUAAGAGGGGCACGAGGAAAAAAGCCCCUAGAUCCUGAGAGAGUGAAGCAGAUAAAGUUUCUUAUUUACAGGUUUUACUCUGUCCCUCCUGCGGACAUGCCUAGAUUUUGGACACACUGUCGCAAGUCAAUGGAUUCCUUUUUACGGAAAAUGAAGGAGAAUCCUUCACCCUUUGAGGAUUCCUCCCUCCCAACAUAACUUUACUGUUUUUUUUUUACAACAAUAGUUUGGUUUUCACCAUUUAAGGUGACAUUUUUAACAGAUCUUAUAUUGUUGCUAUGUCAAAGAUUUAAAUUAAUACACCUAAAGCACAGCUGUACCUUACACCUUGCACUGGGGCAAGAGUAUUGCUCCUUCCAUCUGUAAUCCAUGAGUGAAAGUUUGGUUGGAGAAAAAUAAUUUCUUAUGUGCAUAUUUUCCCCCUUGCUGAAUUUUCUUGUACAAAUGAGAUGAUGCUUUUCUGAGUUGUGUAUUUUAUUAUGACCAUGCAAUGCCGUAGCUUGUUAUUUCAGCUUUGUAUUUAUAUUAAAAUAAUGACAAGCUAUUUAUCAUAUUUAUUUUUCAUAAGAACAUAAUACAGUUUUGUAUUUAAUUUUGUAUUAAUGUAAGUUGGGUUAAUCUUGUGUUGUUGAAUAAAUAAAUUUGUUAUUUA